AUGGCCCAAAGAAGGGCACAUCAGAAGAAAAGCAUCAAGAGAAGUCGAAAGAGGGUGCCUGAGGCUGCCACAUCUACUAUUGUGCCUGCUUUAGCAGGCACGCCCACCUCGGUGGGCUCUGUGAAAAACUGUGAAAUUACUGAUAAAAGCAGUGAAAUUACUGAUAAAAGCAGUGAAAUUACUGAUAGAAGCAGUGAAAUUACUGAAAAAAACAGUGAAAUUACUGAAAACACUGAAUUUCCUGAGCACACUGACAUUCCCAUUGCUUCAGAUGUUACUGUUCAUGCAGCUUAUACAGAUGCUUCAGAUGAGACAGAUGCUACAGUUGACACAGCCUAUCCUGUCAGUUUGAGUGCCACUGAUGCCCCUGGUCAUUCAAGAACCAGUAGCACUGGCAGAAAUAUUUUGAAAAGAGAGAAAAAUAAAAUCAGAAUGCAACUUCUUAGAUCUGAUCCACAGUACAGAAAAGCUGAACAAAAUGCUCAAAGAGUAACACGUUCUCAGUCCCAUGUGAAAAGGAAAAUUCAAAAACACAGACAAUUGAAAAGGUCUGAUCCAGAGUACAGAAAAAACGAACAACAAUCUCAGAGACUAAAACGUUCUCAGGUCGAUGAGAAGAGCAAAAUUUUAAAGCACAAACAGUUGAAAAGGUCUGAUCCACAGUUCAGGAAGCGCGAACAAGAAUCUCAGAGACUAAAACGUUCUCAGGUGGAUGAGAAGAGCAAAAUUUUAAAGUACAAUCAGUUGAAAAGGUCUGAUCCACAGUAUAGGAAAGGUGAACAAGAAUCUCAGAGACUAAAACGUUCUCAGGUGGAUGAGAAGAGCAAAAUUUUAAAGUACAAUCAGUUGAAAAGGUCUGAUCCACAGUAUAGGAAAGGUGAACAAGAAUCUCAGAGACUAAAACGUUCUCACGUGGAUGAGAAGAGCAAAAUUUUAAAGUACAAUCAGUUGAAAAGGUCUGAUCCACAGUUCAGGAAGUACGAACAAGAAUCUCAGAGACUAAAACGUUCUCAGGUUGAUGAGAAGAGCAAAAUUUUAAAGUACAAUCAGUUGAAAAGGUCUGAUUCACAGUAUAGGAAAAAGGAACAAGAAUCUCAGAGACUAAAACGCUCUCAGUAUGAUGUGAAGACAAAAAUUCUGAAACACAAACACUUGAAAAGGUCUGAUCCUUAUUACAAAAACAAAAUUCCUCCAUGCGCUAUGGUGAAUGGCCUGUCGUUUCCAGAAAAACCCAGCUUCUUGGAUUUAAAACCUUUAGAGUGGAGAUUAACUAGCCCAAGGUUAGUUUUCAUGAAGCUUCAACAAGCUCCACGUGGAAAACAAUACAAAUUAGAAGGAAAUGUUGUAAAUAUACCAGCAGAUGUGACAUCGACUGUUACAAAGUUACCAAGAACUGAGGCAGAUAGUUCUACAAUUAAAGUUCAGCUCAAAAGAAAUGUGAAAUUUAAAAAUUAUGCAUAUGCUCAGAAUGUAAGACCUAACAAAGUACUUGAGGCUGCUGCUUGGUUAACUGCAAAUGGAAAAUUAUAUCAAGAAAAGGGAAUAACUGUAGACACAACAUGGAAAUUAGAAGAAAAUCCUUGCAGCUCUGACACAUUUGAACAAACAAAAAAAGAGCAUACAACUAUUUGUAACUUGAGUGAGGAACAAAUACAAAACUUACUGAGAGAAUAUGUUUGUGUUGAAUGCCCUGCUAAUUGUAAAAACAUUCAAUUUUCUGAAGAAGGGCACCUUAUGGAUCAGGAUGGUGAUUUUGCGGAUGAAUUCUAUGUCAUUUUAGACAAGCCUUAUAAAUAUGAUCCAUCUGUUGAUGUUGACAAAUUUGUGGCUACUAUUCAAAGUGAAAGAAAAAGUACUGGUUCUUCAAAACGACCACACGUUUUAGGUGUACCUGCAUUCAAAUCACAAGAGAGAGGCAGAUCAAGAUAUCGCAAGAAGAUAAAUACAAUCAGAUCUUCUAGUAGAGAACGAAUUGAAAAACUCAUUGCUUAUGAGCGCCACCAUAUUCUAAGAAAAUAUAAACAUUUGAAACUGAGUUAUUAUGGUUUGUUUAAAAGAAAAAAACAAGGAAGAACAUGGUACUCAAGAUACUUCAGAACUGUAAAGAAAAUUCGACACAGAGUAAGAAAUAUUUCACACUUGCAAAAGGAGUUAUCAUACUUACAGCAAAGACAUAUAUUACCUACAUAUUGUGAAUCUGAAAAUGAGGUACAACACCUACGAACUGACAAUACUUCAUUUCAUUUUAUGCCUGUAGAUGCCCUCUGGCAAGAGAAAAUAACCGAGAAACUAAACUUACCAUUAAAGCGUCCACACAAUUGGCCUGAAACUGGUAGUAAUAUUCUUUUGACAAAUCCUAGGCAGUUGAAGAAAGUUAUUGGAGAUGGAAAUUGUUUUUUUCGAAGUUUGUCUUUUACCAUCACUGGUUCUGACAUGUUGUAUGAUAAUAAUCACAUUAUACUUAGAAACAAAAUCGUCAGUCAUAUGAAGCAGCUUGAGUAUGCUUUUGCAAGUGGUAUGUUAGGUGAUAAUGACAGCACCUCAGCAAAUUAUAUUAGACGAACAGGCAUGGAUAGUGUAAAUGUUUGGGGUACUGAAACAGAAAUACUUGCUGCAGCACAUCUGCUACAAACGGACAUCUAUGUCUACUGCAAGCCUGGUGACUCUUGGAAAUGGUUAAAGUAUUCUGCUAACUUUCUUGACCAGAACAAUCAUUCACACGAGACAGCUAUUUACCUGCAAAAUACAAACUCUGAUCACUAUGAUAUCGUGCAGAGUGUAUGCGACUCAUCAUUGUCUGCUGAUAGCCUAAGCAAGAACUUGCUGCAAACAAAGCAGGUAACACGAGCUAAAUCAGAUAUAAGUAAAUACUUACAGGCAAAUGAUAUUACAGAUUGGGACGAAAUUGAUGAGGAAGAAAUGAAACCUGGUAUAAGAGAUACAAUGUUAACAGGUAGAGACUUCUUAGAAGACACAGAGAGAGAGAAAAUUUACUCUUUUGCACCUGGUCAAGAAGGUCAUCCACUCAGCAUAUUCAGAGAUGAACACUGUGAGGAACUGGCCUUUCCUGAAAUAUUUCUUGGCAAUGCAAGGCCUGCAAAUCAAAACAGACUUGUCCCUGUACACUACAGUGACAUUUGCAAGUCGGAAUUAAGACGCAAUGACAGAAGAGCAGCAAUGUGUGUUGACAACAUAUUUUUUAAAGCAAAAAAACUACAGAUGAAAAGAUUGAUUGGGUCAGCUUCUCUUGCUGUAAGAAAACAUAAAACUAGUGGAAAGAAACUCACUGCAGGAGAUUUGAAACAGUCUGGAGCCAUUGAGAAACUUUUACAUUUUGAUGAAGGUUAUACAUUCCUAAAAGGAGUACGUGGUUCCCCCCCAUAUUUUGAGAAAGCAAAAAAAGAUUUAUUUGCAAUGAUACGUCAGCUAGGAGCAGCAACUUUUUUCUGCAGUUUUUCUUCUGCUGAAACAAAAUGGAAUCAUUUACUUGGAACUCUUGGUCAAUUAGUAGAUAAUAGACAUUACUCAGAAUCAGAGUUAGAACAGCUAAGCUGGGAUGAAAAAUGUCGCUUGAUUCAGAGUGAUCCCAUUACUUGUGCACGGCAUUUUGAUUAUCAAGUCCAGUGUUUGAUACAUCACUUUUUGUGCCACAAAGUAGCACCAUUAGGUAAAAUACAAGAUUUUUUUUACCGUGUAGAAUUUCAACACAGAGGUAGUCCACAUAUUCACAUGCUGCUUUGGAUAGAAAAUGCACCUAUUUAUGGUGUCAAUUCUAAUGAAGACAUCAUACAAUUUGUUGAUAGCACAAUUUGCUGUAGCAAACCAAAUGAAGAUGAUCCAAUAAAAGAACUUGUAUCUUAUCAGACACACAAACAUACAAGGACAUGUAUAAAGAAUUUGAAAAAAUCUUGCAGAUUCCAUUUUCCACAGCCUCCGAUGAAAAAAAGUAUUAUUCUGAAACCCCUUGAAGAUACUUCACAGAAGAAAGAAUAUGCACAAGUUUGGACAAAGAUUCAUAAUAUUAUAAAUGACAAAAAUUUUACAUGUGUUAGUCUAACAUUUGAAGAAUUUUUAAAUAAAGUACAAGUCUCAGAAGAAGAUUACAUUUUGGCAGUGAGAUCUACAAUCAAAACUGAUACUUUGUUCUUAAAAAGACUGCCCUGUGAAAUUUGGAUAAACAAUUAUUCCAGGUCAUGUUUACAAGCAUGGAGAGCAAAUAUGGAUAUUCAGUUUGUUUUAGACAUCUAUGCUUGUGCAACAUAUAUUGUAAAUUACAUUUCUAAAGGACAAAGAGGCAUGUCAGAUUUACUUUAUCAAGCUUGCAAAGAAGCUAGAGAAGGUAACAGUGACAUAAAACAGCAGGUCCGUCACAUUGGAAACAAAUUUCUUAAUAAUGUUGAAAUUUCUGCUCAAGAAGCUUCCUACAUCACUUUACAGUUACCCAUGAGAAGAGCAUCUCGAUCAUUUGUAUUCAUUAACACUACACCCCCUGAAGACAGAGUACGAUUACUUAAGCCACUGGAAGAAAUAAAAGAAUUAGAAGAUGAAUCUGACAAUAUUGAGUCCAGCAACCUUUUGAAACGUUAUAGCAGGCGCUUACCUUCCUUGGACAAUGUUUCCCUUGCAGAUUUUGCUGCAUAUUAUGACAACAAUUUGAACAUAAUUGGCGGAAGCAAGAAAAGAUCUUCUAGAUUAUUAGAUACAGAUGGUAUGCCAUUGGAAAAGCAUGACCUUGAAAAUUUUGAGGAUGAUAUUCAUGAUAUUACAUGUGAAACAGACAUUAUUAAACGAAAAAAAGCAAAAAUUAUUCGCAGUGUUUGGUUCAGUGAGAGUUUAUAUCCUGAAAAGCAUUAUCGUGAGCUAUUGAUGUUGUAUAUACCAUGGAGAAAUGAAGAAUCUGACAUUUUGCAAAAUUUUGAAAGUUACGAACAGAGAUGUCAACAUUUAGAAAAUGAGAUUUGGGAACAACAGAGAAUGUAUUCUCCAGCUAAAGAUGAAUUGCACAGAGCAAUGGAAGAUCUAAAUAACAUGGAUAGUGAAGAUGAAGAUAUGUGGGCCACUGUUGCACCAAAUACUGAGUGUCAAAAUGAAGUUGAUCAGUGUGAAACUAGUGAUGUGGUACAAUCUUCUGUUGGUCUGUCCUAUGACUUAGCAGAAGAUUUGGGUAUACAUGUAUCUGCCAAAAGUUGCAUUGAAGAAGAAAUUGUUAAUAAAGAAAUACCUGAUAUCAGUUACUGUAAAAUGAUUAGAAACAUGAACAGACAACAGUUCGAGUUUUUCCAUCAUGUUUUACAUUUAAUCAAAUCCAAUUCUGAUCCGUUUCACAUAUUCCUGUCUGGAGGUGCUGGUGUGGGGAAAUCAUUUGUCACUCGCGCUCUGUAUCAAGGUAUUUUAAAGUACUUGUCAAGUUUACCUGGUGAAGACUUCCGGACAAUUAGAGUUGCUUUGGUUGCUCCUACAGGAAAAGCUGCUUAUAAUAUUGGUGGCCACACAAUUCACAGUUUACUGAAAAUUCCUGCAAAUCAAAGUCUCAGAUAUAAAAGACUCAGUGCUGAUGUGUUAAACAGUUUCAGAUACAAACUUGGAUCACUUAAAGUUCUCUUUAUUGAUGAAGUUUCAAUGGUUGGGAGUAAAAUGUUAAGUUUCAUCAAUGAACGGUUAAAAGAAUUAAAAAACAAUGACAGAUUGUUUGGAGGUGUUAGCAUUGUGGCUAUAGGUGACCUAUUUCAACUGAAGCCUGUGUUUGAUAACUGGAUAUUUGAAAAUCCAAACAAUGACUAUUAUCCAUUAGCUACUAAUUUGUGGCAGAAACAUUUUCACAUGUAUGAACUGACUGAGAUCAUGCGUCAAAAAGACAGUAAAGAGUUUGCAGAAAUUUUAAAUAGGCUUAGAGAAGGACAUCACACAGACAAAGACAUUAAGGUUCUAAGUGAACGCCAACUUGAUCAAUCAAAAACUAGCCAAAAACCAUUACUACAUGUUUUCCAAACAAAUUCUCUGGUAGAAAAUUUCAAUCAUGCAAGUUAUCAAAAUGCGAAAGGAGAAAAAUUUCAAAUUGCAGCCACUGAUACUAUCACUGGGCCUGUACCAAAACAUUUAGAAAACAACAUCAAAAAGCAAAUUCCAUUGGAUCAUAAAAAAACCAUGAAUUUACGAAGGAUUCUACAUAUUGCAGUUGGGGAAAGAACUGAAGUUGUCCUAAAUGUUGACACAGAAGAUGGCAUUACUAAUGGUGCACCAAAUGUUGUGAAACUGGUAGAUUUAGACAGACAAUUAAUUUGGGUACAAUUUGAUGCAGAGGACAUUGGCAAAAAUGUCAGAAGAAUGAACAAAUCAUUAUAUAAUAGCAACAUUUCAAAAACAUGGACACCUAUCUUUCCUGUUAAAAGACAAUUUCACCUGGGAAAAACAGGACAGUAUCAAGUCGUAAGAAAACAAUUCCCACUGCAGUUGUCUGCUGCAAAAACUAUACACAGAUGUCAAGGUGACACAUUGAAAGAAUUAGUUGUAGAUCUCAGUGGCAGAAAAAAUGAGCACAUGCAUUAUGUUGCACUUAGUCGUGUAGAAAAAUUAGAAGGAUUGCAUAUUUUGGAAUUAAAUGCCAGUAAAAUAUGCAUUUCUGACAAAGUUAAACAAGAAAUGAAACGUUUAAGGCAAGAAGCACAGCUUGUAAAAUCAAUAUCAUUUCUAUAUGAACAACCAGAUGACCACUUCAAAAUAAUCCAUUGGAAUUGCUGUUCUCUUCACAAAUACAUUGACGAUAUCAGAAAGAAUUUUGAUGUAGCAAAAGCAGAUGUAUGUGCUUUCACAGAGACCAGAUUUGCAAUUAAAGACCUAAAUACAAAAUACCAGUUAAAAGAUAAAUAUCUUCACAGAAAUGAUAGUACUCUUCAUAGACAGCAUGGUACUGCUAUCUACAGUCACCAUAGAUAUGCAGAGAAUUUUCCAAAAAAUUACAACUUUUCUGGAAUUGAGAUUACUGACACACGAUUAGAUCAGUUUCCUGACUUUGUUGUCAUCACAAUUUACCGACCUCCUCAUGGUAAAAUGCAGGUUCUUCUUGAGGCUUUGAGAAAUAUUCUUGACACUAUUGAUAAGACAGACAAAUGUGUUAUUAUAGGUGACUUUAAUGUCAAUUGGCUCCAUGAAAACAAUGCAAAUGCUCUCAGAAAAAUGAUGUGCCAAGACCUUAUGUUUAGACAACAUGUCACAACUCAAACUACCAUUUAUGACUCAGCCUUAGAUCUUGUCUUCACAAACUUUGAUCAUGCAGAUCUUAAAAUUAUAGUUCUUCCCACUUAUUUUGGUGAUCACUUUCCAGUCUGUUUGUCUUUUCCCAAAAAUUGUCUUUAA
Molecule: messenger RNA, 7353 nt
Organism: Lingula anatina
Lineage: Eukaryota; Metazoa; Brachiopoda; Lingulata; Lingulida; Lingulidae
Biological process (GO): telomere maintenance; DNA repair
Molecular function (GO): DNA helicase activity
Source: RefSeq, a predicted model, not a curated record